Molecule: messenger RNA, 6139 nt
Organism: Pleuronectes platessa (European plaice)
Lineage: Eukaryota; Metazoa; Chordata; Actinopteri; Pleuronectiformes; Pleuronectidae
Gene: nuak1b
Product: NUAK family, SNF1-like kinase, 1b
Exons: 7
Coding region: 842-2836 (664 amino acids)
Biological process (GO): protein phosphorylation; intracellular signal transduction; microtubule cytoskeleton organization
Cellular component (GO): cytoplasm
Molecular function (GO): ATP binding; protein serine/threonine kinase activity; tau-protein kinase activity
Source: RefSeq, a predicted model, not a curated record
AAGAAGGGCACAACACAGGAGAAUCAAAAAGGAGACGAAGAAAAAGGCAGAGGACGAAGACGAACACGGGGGGAGCAGCGGAACCACCAUGGCAAUGUCCAGAGCGCCUCAGCCUGAGAUGGUGUCCGAGAACAGCGCGCCUCUGCCUGAGUCGAGCCCGGCACGGAGCCUGCAGUCGCACAAUAGACAGAGUCCGGAUGAAUGAGGCUCCGCUGCACCUGGGCCGCGGACAAAAUGCGGGUCAUCUUCAUCCUAAACGCCGGUUUCGUCGCAGCUUUCUCGGCCCCCGUAGACGUGAGUCGGUGAUGUCGGCAGCGUGUAGGAUGACAGACGAGCCAGAAUCAGACAGAUCGUGCCAGUCAGUGAAAGAGUGACGAGAUCAGACCCAUUUAUCCCAUUUUAUUAUUAUUAGCAUCAUUAUUAUUAUUACUACCGGAGGAGGGACGUCGUUUUUUAGAGCAGCCUGCUCCGCAAAACCUGUUAUUACAACAUUGGCACUAGAGUUCAUGUGUAUCAGGCUCCAUGAUUAUGUAUCAGGUUAUUAUAGACCGAUAAUAGACUCCUCGUGCUUAAUCCAUUAGUAGAUUGAUUAUAUAUCGAUAAUAACAUGACUAGGUGGGAACCAGCUAUGAUCAAAGCCAAAUGAUCAACCGAGACAAUCUGGAAAUGUUUCCACGUGUUUUAACAUGACUAGCAAGCUAUGCGUUAUUCCUUGUAAUUUAUUUAUUUAUUGUAACUAUUAUUAGGCCUAUAAGUAUUAUAGCAUCAAGUAGGUAGUUUGAAAUAUAUAUUUUUUAAACAGCAGGGGUGCGUUGUUAAAACGCUUCCCCAUAUAGUUGAGAUGGAAACCGCAUAUUUAUCGCCCCAGCGGGGGGCAACCCGGCCCGAGGUCCCGGGAGCCGGGCAAACGUCAGCGGGAAAGGCGGUGGGCGGCGGUGGUGGUGGUGGUGACCUGCCCCGCUCGCCACCUCCAGCUGCUCCGCCGCCCGGCGAGGAGGUCCCGGCGAGCGGCGACGGGCGACGCUGCUCGGGCGUGAAGAAGCACCACCACAAGCACAACCUGAAGCACCGCUACGAGCUGCUGGAGACGCUGGGGAGAGGCACCUACGGGAAGGUCAAGAAGGCCAUCGAGCGGCACUCCGGCAGAGAGGUGGCAAUCAAGUCCAUUCGGAAGGAGAAGAUCAAGGAUGAGCAGGACAUGGUUCACAUUCGUAGAGAGAUCGAGAUCAUGUCGUCGCUCCGCCACCCACACAUCAUCUCUAUAUAUGAAGUGUUUGAGAACAAGGACAAGAUCGUGAUCGUGAUGGAAUAUGCCAGCAAGGGCGAGCUGUACGACUACAUCAGCGAGCGCAGGCGCCUGAGCGAGCGGGAGACGCGACACUUCUUCAGACAGAUAGUCUCCGCCGUACACCACUGCCACAAGAAUGGAGUGGUGCACAGGGAUCUAAAACUGGAAAAUGUGCUACUGGAUGAAAACUGUAAUAUUAAGAUUGCUGACUUUGGGCUGUCGAACCUCUACCACAAGGACAAGCUGCUGCAAACCUUCUGCGGGAGCCCACUCUAUGCUUCGCCAGAGAUCGUCAAUGGGAGACCGUACCGUGGACCAGAGGUGGACAGCUGGGCUCUGGGCGUGCUGUUGUACACCCUGGUCUACGGGACCAUGCCAUUCGAUGGGGGAGACCAUAAGAACCUCAUUCGCCAGAUUAGCAACGGCGAGUACAAAGAGCCCACUCAGUCCUCAGAUGCUCGUGGACUGAUCCGCUGGAUGCUGAUGGUGAACCCUGACCGCCGGGCCACAGUGGAGGACAUAGCCAAUCACUGGUGGGUAAACUGGGGCUGGAAGAACAGUGUGUGUGACUGCGAGACCCAACGUGACCACGGAGGCUCGCCCAUGCUGGCCCGCUUCAUCGACUGGCAGAAUCGCACUGAGCCACGUGGUUCUGGAGCCAAAGCUGCGGCCAUGCCCCAGCUGCUGCGCCAGAGGCCCAAAAAGUCCAAGAAGGAAAAUGUUGAAGGGGGACAGACGCACUGUGGAGCAGAGGACAAGCCGGGUCUAAAGAGACCCAAGGGCAUCCUGAAGACCAGGGUCACUGAAGAGCAGCAGGCGGCCUGUCUGGAUGGAGUGGAGUUGGGCCAGACGGCACUGCCUCAUCAAGCUGAAGGGGGAGAGGAGGCCUCAAGUCCAGACCCAGACGAAGAGGAGCCGAUUCUGGGAGGAGGCUCACCAGCGAAGAUAGUGCCCUCUCUGCCCAAGAAAGGCAUCUUGAAGAACAACCACCAGCGGGAAUCAGGGUACUACUCCUCCCCGGAGCGUAGCGAGUCCUCGGAGCUUUUAGGAGGGGCCAGUAUGUCUCUACUCGCCACCUCCCCACCCAAGAGAAUGAUGGGGAGAAAAGGCAUCUUGAAGCGAAAUGGCAAGUACUCCACCUACAGCGGGCCUCCCUCAGCAGCAGCAAUGGCCGGAGUUCAUGGCGAGCCUCCUCCAUCGACUGAUUCCGGUCUGUCACGCAGUCAGAGUCGGCCCUCCAGCAUAGUCGGGGAGGACAGCUCUGUCCUGUCCCUGUCGCCCACCUCCCUCAGCGGGGCAGAGUGGCAUCCUUCCACCCAGCACCUCCGCCCGAACAUCAGGGCAUGCGCCUCGGCUGAAAACCUGCUGCAGCUUGCCAACUUCAAGGGCUUCCAGGCAGCCCCGCCUCUCCAGGGACCCAAGUUCGGCCGCUGCGCCAAAACAAAAGGCUCCCCGGCGGACAAUGGCAGCUUCUCCUUGCUGGGGGACCUGGAGGACAUGACUCAGGUGUACCAGCAAGCCCUGGACAUCAGCGGCAACCUCACCUAACACUCGGAUGGCAGAGAGAGAAGAAGCAGAGGGAGUUAAACCUGAGUGUGUGCGUGUAUGUGUGUGCACAGAUGUAUGUGGGCGGCAUUAACGACCAGUGCGUUACUGGGAUACACCUUUUUUGGAAGCUGCGGCUUCUCGAAAUAGGACCGAAGUCUUGAAGGAAAUGAUGUACAUCUACACACACACACACACGUGUACACACUUAGGUGCACUUCUCUGGCCAGAGGAAAUUCAGUUAGGGCUUUGUGAACAGGAGAGAGGAGGAGAGGGAGCUGGCACGGGAGAAUGCCACCCAGUCUGCUUUCUCGGCCCGCCCAUAGACUUUGCUGUGUUCAACAUGUUUACAUAUUCAGCAAGAAGGCAAGUUAGAAUCACAAACGCAGCGACCAUGACACUGGUUGCCUCUCCUCGUACACCACCCAAUCUUUGAGUUUGAGUUUACAAAAGCACCUUAAAACUCACACAGAGCACAUGCUUUUGUGAUCUUUACUUCCUUUGAAAAACAAACCAGGGUCUUGUUCCAAAAAAAAAAAAAACUGACAUUGCUGAUUAUUUAUUAAUAAUGUUUUGCGUAGCUUUUUACUUUCAUGUGCUAAACUGGUGGGCGCUGGCUGUUACUGGAAGAGUCUCCAACUCCAGGUGUGGAACUGACAUAUAUAAUUAUGUUACUCGGUGAUGAGAAACAUAUAUAUACUCAGCAUAUAUAACUACGUCUGUGCAUGUAAGACACGCAGGCGAUUAUACCUUCAUAAAAGCGUAUGUCCUAUAUAUGUGUAUGAUUCUAUGGACUAUGUAGGAAGUGCCUUUUUUGAUUCAUAAUAAAAAAAAAUUAUGUAUGUCACUUCCUUAAAGUGGAGGGAAAAGCCAGGCCAACCUGUCACCAGUUGUGCUUUUUUUUUUUUUUUUCAUGUUGUUUGUGAAUGUGGAGAGACCCAGGGCCUUCGCCGCACAGCUGACUAGCUUUACUUAUGUUGUGGUUCAAAGGUCAAACUGAGACAGUUGAGAUCAAACGCUCUGGUCUCCUCCCCCCCCCCGUCCCGUCCCUUCCCGUGCCUUCACACACUCACACACAGAUAUGCCAACAUCUGCAGGCAGCCUCAGAACAACCUCCUCUGUGUUCUUUGUCAGUGUCUAAGCCCAUAGUUGGGUUUGUCAGCAGUUUAGGUUGCUUGGUCGAACACAGAUUAGCCGACAGCACCAGAGGUCUGCGGGGACUCACCUACAUGUGGUGGAGGGAGAUGGCACAGACACCAUCUCACAGUCCUGGAAUGUGCCUGGUGCUCCUUUGACCUUUCCACAUUUACAGGGCUACCUGAUCAAAUAGGAUCUUUUGUGUGAGAUUUUUUUUUUGCUACCAAAGAUAAGUUAGGUGUUUUUCCAUUGUUGGACUGGUUAAUAUUUCACCCGGAGCGUUUCAAGAAAAGCCAAGUAAGGUUUUUUUUUUUUUGCCUGCUGAUGACACAGCGCAUUCCUCAGACAAAAGGCUGGAGACAUGUCGGUGCUCGAGAUCACUAUCAGCUCCAGUCCGACUCAGCACAGGUGGGAUCUGCGGUCCGCGCUGAGCCCUCCAGCUGUGUAUACUAGACCAUUAUUCCAACCGAGCACAAUUAGCCAGCUAUUGUUUCCAUUUGUGAGUAAGAGAGCAGCAGAGCGUAGAGAUUGAUAGCUAGAGGGAGUUGAGAAAAGUGUGAAAGAGGGAUGCACGGAGUGGUGCUGUAGAUUAGAAAGGGCUUCUCCUGGAAAGCAGGAGAGGUCAAGGAGAUAGAUUUCUUUUUGGGAAAGGAUUGCACUGUAGAUGAGUAAGAGAAAAGUAAGUAGAAAGAGUAGAUGGAAAGUUUUUAUUUUAUACCAAAGAUGUGAGGAAGCUUUGACAGGAUUCAGGGGAACUAAUAUAGGGACUAAUUUGGAUUUAAAUUUCACGUGUGACACCCUGGCGGUGAAUUAAAUCACCGCCACGUUGGCUGCGAGAGGCCGGAGGCUGUUGUUCUUGAGGGUCAGUGUGUGACUUUGUGUGUCCUGCAUGGCCUUAGAAAGUGUGUUACGCUUUUAAACAGCAGUGACAAAGGGAAGUGGGAAAACGGUGACUGAAAUCCUAGAUAUCAGAUUAUGUGGAUAUAAAACCAUGCAGUGGAUGUCCCCCGAGGAAAACCGGAUCACAUGUUGAAUGUUUCAGUGGUCGGCUCGUGUGAAGGAAAGGUCCUGGGUAGUCAAAUGAAAGACCCGCUGCGUAUUAUAUUGCAUUUUAUUGCCUUUUUGUAUUGCAUUUUUAUUGUCAACUGGAUUUACAGUGAGAAAAUUAUACUAUGUUAGUAUUUUGUUUUAUUAUGCUUCUGUUUUUGAUUUUCCAAAAUAUAAGAAACUUUGUAUUGCUUUAUGUUAUGGCAGAAAAUACUUCCUUCCUCGAAGUGCUAAAAUUUCUCUCCAAAAAACCGGAAAAAUUGGCUAAACUUAAUUUCCCCUCUGUUUCGCUGUCGUUAGUGAAACCCAUUAACCACAUCCAAGUGGCAAAAACUGACUUUUUGGAAUUAAAAUUUCAAAUGGAAUAGGGGAAAAUGAAAACAUAUGUAGCCAUAUGUGGACAGGUGACGCUCUGAAAAAUUGAAAAAAUUGAAUUUCAACAUCACCUCUACCAAAGCACAGGAGAUCCAAAAAGUCCCAAAUGCUGGAACAGCAUCUCGAGAAUGGAAAAAAAGUGAAGAUGAAACUUUAACUCUGCCAAACUGGAAAUGGUGCAUAUCUGUUAGUUAGCAGAAAGUCUACUCAUAGGAAAACUUGACUGGAUAUUGUUAUGACAAUAAUAAUAAGUUAGUAUUAUUAUGUUAUUUAAGUAUUAUUAUUUUCGUUAUGGCUCAUUACUUUGGUUGGCUUUGCCACACUUUUUUUCUUUCUUUCUGUUGGUGAUUCUGGACUGCCAAGGUGGAUUAAUUUGUGUGCCUUUGGUAUCUUUUAUUAUCUUUUUUUUUUUUUUUUGAUAAUGAAAAUUAUUAUCAAUGUGUUUUUAUACCUGUAUUUAUUGGUGAUCAAGCCAUUUAAUCUGUUAAGUGCUCCGUGUCAAUGCUUCGGCCAGCUUCAGGCAGUGUGUUGUGUUCAGAACAUACUUCACGCGAACACGUGUUUGUUCAAAGUUAGAGUGGUAUCAUCUCAUUGUGAAGCUAGUGGUCAAGUGUGCAUAAUAAGAAAUAAAUAGAGGUUCCUCAAAUCUUAUAAAAUGUCUUAACUCAUCCAUUUUGGGUGUAUUUCUACUCAACACAAAGCCUCUGUAGUACUGUAUCAACUCAAAUAAAUGGAUCUUGAAAGUUA